Debaryomyces fabryi is the source of this 2061-nucleotide messenger RNA. RefSeq lists its product as uncharacterized. Gene Ontology annotation, cellular component: clathrin-coated pit; clathrin-coated vesicle. Lineage: Eukaryota; Fungi; Ascomycota; Pichiomycetes; Serinales; Debaryomycetaceae. The coding region runs from base 1 to 2061 and encodes 686 amino acids. The record is from RefSeq and is a predicted model, not a curated record. Gene Ontology annotation, biological process: vesicle budding from membrane; clathrin-dependent endocytosis; clathrin coat assembly. Gene Ontology annotation, molecular function: phosphatidylinositol-4,5-bisphosphate binding; clathrin heavy chain binding; 1-phosphatidylinositol binding. The transcript has a single exon.
AUGACAACAUAUGAGAAAAUUGUCAAGGGUGCUACUAAGGUCAAGGUAGCAGCCCCGAAGCCUAAGUAUAUUGAACCAAUUCUAAUGAGUACCCUGAUAGACCAUUCUGUAGAAGCAGAAAAUUUUACUACUAUAAUGAGAGCUUUACGAGGUAGACUCCAAGACAGUGCGUGGUCAGUUGUAUAUAAGCUGUUAAUUGUUAUUCAUAUUAUGAUCAGAGAAGGUGAUCGAGAUGUUACUUUGGAUUAUCUCGUUAAUAAGGAUCCUAAUAUGCUUAAUUUAUCUCACUCAAACAUUACCAAAAACCAUAAUCACAAUCCAGACGUUCGAUUUAUUGUUAAAUAUGCUAAAUACUUGCAUACUAGAGUUAGACAGUAUGAAUCAACCAGAAUUGACUACGUGAGAGACGAACGUGCUAAUAAUAGCACUGGACAAGACGGGGGGAGAUUACGUACUUUGACCAUCGAAAAAGGCUUAUUAAGAGAAUGUGAAAGUGUACAGAAGCAAAUUGAUGCAUUGUUGAAGAAUAACUUUAUGGAGAACGAAAUCAAUAAUGAUAUUGUUUUAACUGCAUUUAGAAUGCUUGUCAAUGACUUGUUAGCAUUGUUUCAAGAAUUAAAUGAAGGUGUUAUUAAUAUUUUAGAACAUUAUUUUGAGACUUCAAAGGUCGAUGCCGAAAGAGCGCUCAAAAUUUAUAAGAAGUUUGUAGAUCAGACCAAGUAUGUUAUUGAUUAUUUGAGAGUUGCCAAACAUCUUGAGUAUGCAACAAAAUUGCAUGUUCCAACGAUCAAGCAUGCGCCUACAGCAUUAACCUCAUCUUUGGAAGAAUAUUUGGAUGAUCCAAACUUUGAAGUAAAUAGACGGCAAUAUUUGGAUGGGAAGCUGGUGGAGUCAAAAGAGAAUUCUGGAGGUCUCUCUGCGAAACACUCGCAAUCACAGCAAGCUGCUCCCAAGCAAGAUGUUCAACAUCAGCAGCAAGUUCCUCAACAACAAUUUCAACCUCAACAAGGGGCUACUUCAGAUUUACAGAGAGCUAAUUCAUUGAUCGUUCAACAAUCUACAUUUAAUCCUUGGGGUUCAAACUUGCAACCACAAGUUCAGAUGUUGCCACAAGUUACCUUACCAUCUGGGACAUCUUUUACUACAUUGCCAGCGAUUUCACAGGGUCAGACAUAUCAAUAUAAUGGGGCUCAACAGCAACCACUGCAACAACAAAAUGGUUUAACUUCUAAUUAUACCGGUACUGGUUUUGGUGGUUAUGGAUCACAAAUCCAACUGCAAACUACAGGUAGCAACCCUUUCUUACAAAAUACUGAUACAAAUCGAACUCAAUCCUUCAAUGGUUUCAAUUCUCAACAGCAACAGCAGCAGCAAGAACAGCAACAAUAUCAACAACAACAAGAGCAGCAACAGCAACAGCAAAUUCAGCAACAACAACUUCAGCAACAACAACUUCAACAACAACAACUUCAACAACAACAACUUCAGCAACAACAACUUCAACAACAACAAAGUGUGCAUUCUGGAUUAUCGAGGGCCAAUACUAAUCCAUUUUCGAAUUUAAGUUCAUCUCUGACAACUCAACAAUUACAUUCCACAAAUACUGGUUCAAACCCAUUUUUCAAUACCAGAUUUUCACAAAAUAGUUCUACUACACCAUUGUCAUUCGUUAAUGACAAACCACAACAAGUUACAAGCACAUCCACAGGGUCUAACCCAUUCAAGGUUUCUGAAACAACAAGCAGCCUCUUUAAUAAUGUAAGUAAUCAGCCCCAGCCACAAUUGAAACCACAACCAACUGCAGGUGGGUUAGAAAAUUUACCUACUAUUCCCGUUUUUCCAGACACCCAGCAGGAAUCUCAGAAACAAUUUUACUUGAAUAAUGCAAGAAUGGAAUUGCAACAACAAAUGACUAACAACCAACAAUUUCCUCAACAGCAACAGCAACAAUGGAAUCAACCACCACAAUUUCAACAAAUGCAACCCCAGCAUACUCAAAACUAUCCACAACCACCACAAACUUCAAUGUACAAUAAUUAUGAAGGACCAAGUUUAAUUUAA